Molecule: messenger RNA, 1348 nt
Organism: Cornus florida
Lineage: Eukaryota; Viridiplantae; Streptophyta; Magnoliopsida; Cornales; Cornaceae
Product: glucan endo-1,3-beta-glucosidase-like
Exons: 3
Coding region: 92-1105 (337 amino acids)
Biological process (GO): carbohydrate metabolic process
Cellular component (GO): plasma membrane
Molecular function (GO): hydrolase activity, hydrolyzing O-glycosyl compounds
Source: RefSeq, a predicted model, not a curated record
CUCUAUAAAAGGAAUGAAGAGAAUGCAAUAUUAUACAUCUUGCAUUCAAAGAAAAUAGCAAAAUUGGUUAUAAUUAGUUCAACUCUUCUCAAUGGCUAUUUUAUAUAAAGCAGUACUACUUGGGCUAUUGUUGCCUAUCAUACACAAUGCAGGUGCACAAUCCAUAGGCGUUUGCAAUGGACGACUUGGCAACAAUUUGCCAUCGGAGCAGGAAACCGUAGACUUAUACAAAUCCAGUGGCAUUGGAAGGAUGCGAAUCUACGAUCCGAACCAAGCAACACUUCAGGCCCUCAGAGGAUCCAACAUAGAACUCAUCCUCGAUGUCCCCAACUCAGACCUUCAAGCGCUUGCAUCCGACGCUUCAACAUGGGUCCAAACGAAUGUAAAAGCUUACUCACCCGAUGUCAAGUUCCGAUACAUUUCUGUAGGAAAUGAAGUAGAUCCCAACAAUGGUAAUGCUCCGUAUGUCCAGUUUGUUCUUCCCGCCAUGAAAAACAUCCACAGCGCGAUUGUAGCAGCCGGACUACAAGACCAAAUCAAGGUUUCAACAGCAACAUACUCCGGACUUUUGGCCACUUCGUACCCUCCAUCAAAUGGCGCAUUCGGAGACAGCGCAAGGUCGUUCAUGGAGCCAAUCAUCAGCUUCCUUGCUAGCAAUAAUGCCCCAUUACUUGCCAACAUAUACCCUUACUUUGCCUAUGCCGGUGACACCCAAAACAUCCAGCUUCCUUAUGCCUUAUUUACUUCACCAGGAGUAGUUGUAACCGACGGUUCGUUACAAUACAGAAACCUUUUCGAUGCAUUGUUAGAUGCCAUGUACUCUGCCGUUGAGAAGGUAGGUGGACAGAAUCUUGAGAUUGUGGUGUCAGAGAGUGGCUGGCCGUCCGAGGCUGGAACUGGAGCAAGUGUGGACAAUGCAAGCACUUACUACAAAAACCUGAUUAGUCAUGUCAAGGGUGGGACUCCAAAGAAGCCAGGGAGCGCUAUACAAACUUAUUUGUUCGGCAUGUUUGACGAGAACCAAAAGGGUGGGGACGAGACGGAGAAACAUUUUGGCCUGUUCAGUCCUAACAAGCAGCCUAAGUACCAAAUUACUUUCGGUUAAAAUGGAGAGCUAAAUUAAAUAUAUACAUAUGUAUCAUGAAUAAGAAUGUCUUGUGCUUAUACAGCUUGAACAUCUUUACAUGGAAAGAGAAUCUCUUGGGCAUUAAGGCAUGCCUCUAAUCUCUGUUCUAUUUCUAUCUUAUCAAUUAGUUUUUGUGCUUUUGUUUGUUUAUUUAAGGAAGCUAUGCAAAUAUCAGAUUUGUAUGGAGGAGCAAACAUUAAUAAAAGAGCCAUUUUAAUUUUA